CUACGCAAUUUGAGCUCCUUAAUAUAUUUCGAGCACAGUGGAGAUAUAGUUUUUAGAAGAAUUGAACAAGGAGUGAGCUUUCGGAACACUAUUCAGGUCCUGGUGAUAACAUGCAACUACCCGCUGAACAGGACCAUUGGGCUACUUCAACGACUGUAUCAGCCAUAUUUUGCUUUGACGAUUUUCUGCGGUACAUGGCUUCCGCAUCUCUACGACGAUACUAACAGUUCGUUCAAUGUUUAUCCUUUCAAUUCAGGAGUAUUUCCGAGGAUGCUUCGUCCCUUCAAUUAUAUUCACUUAUCAAAAGAUGAAAUUGGCGGAGGACUCUACGCAUACUACUGCCUAUCAAAAGUCAAUGAUCUACGAUUGGAAAAUAUCAAUGGAUACUUCGUGAUGGCCGACGACACCACCUUCAACUUCUGGAACGAAAUUGAGCUAUCAGUCGCUUUUCAAGCAGGGGAUAGUGAGAACGAGAAAGGCGGUUGGUAUAAACUUGAUGUGGGUUUGAAGGCCGCAAAGAAUGUAGUAAGUCUGUUCGAAGCAAAGUAUAAGAACGACACUCAGUUGCAGUCAGCUUGGAUACGUCUUGGGGAAGGAGUGGGUUUAAGUCCGGAAAGUCCAACUUAA
Messenger RNA from Cooperia oncophora, 627 nucleotides. The record is from the annotation of a GenBank genome assembly. Lineage: Eukaryota; Metazoa; Nematoda; Chromadorea; Rhabditida; Trichostrongylidae.